GUAUUCCAUGCAAAUAAAAAUAGUGGUAGUUACAGGUUAAUUUCUCAUAAGAUUAAGAAGGAAACCAUAUAAAAUGAAAAUAGAUAGCAGACCUCUUAGAUAUGCCCAUGCGGAGGGUCAUACGGAUGUUUGCUACUCUGAGGAUGGACAGCAUAUCAUUACUUGCGGAAAUGACGGAGACGUUCGAAUAUGGGUUGAUAUUGAAGACGACGAUCCCAAUUCCCAUUGUGUUGGAGAGAGUGCAACAGCGGUGUGUUUUAAGGACAAGAGGCUGUAUGUGGCUACUGACAAUCAUGCUGUACAAGCUUACACAUUCCCGGCUUUCGACAAAGACGGGAUUGUUACUAGGUUUACUGCAUCCAUCACACAAAUUAUGACAAACACUAAAAUUGAGGCUUUGGGUUGUACAUCAGAAAACAUGGAAGCCAAAAUAUGCAGUCCAGAAGGUGGUGCUCCUUUAUUUGUGAUGUCUGAACACAAAGGACCAGUCCUCAGUAUUGCGCUGUGUCCUCAAAUGAAAUAUUCGGCUACAGCUUGUGGAGACGGCAUGUUGAGGAUUUGGGACAUUGACACACAGAAAAUGGUCAAAGAAAUAGCUUGUGUUCCUAAAAUUAAUACAUUUUAUUCUGCUAAAGUUGUGUGUCGCAUGGAUUUUGAGCCAUCAGAAGGCAGGUACCUGGCUUAUCCCAACAACAGAGAGGUGACCCUAUUGGAGUAUGAGACUUGGGGACAACGGAUGACAUUCACACACAGCUCAAUAAAAUGUGCAAUUUCUCAAUGCCGAUUUUCACCAUGUGGUCAAUAUUUGGCCGCAAGCACCAUUGCCGGGCAGAUAGCUGUCUGGGAAGUGCAAUCUGGUACAUGCAUGGGCAUCAUUGACCAUCCUACUUCACAUAAUGUUACUGCUAUGGCAUGGAACCCAAAAGGAAAUGGUGUGUUAGCGUAUUGCGACGUAUCCGGACAGCUUGGUGCACUGAUGAAUUGCUACGGCAAGGACAGCAAGGCCGAGGAUGGUGCUGAUGCGCCCGAUGAUGUUGAAAUGGUGGAGAGAGCUGAUGAUGACAAUGACUUAGACAAUUUAAUCGAAAACUACAACAGUGAUGAUGAUGACAACGCUAUAUCACUAGAGAAGCUCAAGAAUGAAACUCUAGGAUUGGGAACAGUAAGAGAGGAAGAGUCAAGGCCCGUGUCACGACAUGAGCCAGCGGUGACCACAGUGCCGCCGCAGGCACCGUUCCAGCCUUCUGCGACCCCUGGCCACUUAGAACAUAGAUACAUGUGCUGGAACGACAUCGGCAUAGUCCGCUGUCACACACUAGAAAACGGCGAGUCGACUAUUGACGUCGAGUUUCACGACACGAACCUGCACCAUGGGAUCAACCUCAAUAAUUAUUUGAACCAUAGUAUGGCCAGCCUGUCUGCGAGCGUCCUUGUACUGGCCUGUGAGACUCCUAGUAAAAUAGUAUGCAUAUCGCUAGUUGGCAGCAGCAAAGAGUGGAGCGUAUCCAUGCCAGAUACGGAAGAGAUACUUUGCGUCACGGCGGGUAGCGACGUCGUCGCGUGCGCGACUAACGCGAGGUUACUGCGACUGUUCACACCCAUGGGCACACAGAGACAGGUUAUAUCUCUGUCUGGGCCCGCGGUGUCGCUGGCUGCGUUUAACACCACCGUGUUCUCCGUGUACCACGCUACUGACCCCGGGGUGACUGACCAACAUCUCGCCAUGGACAUCGUGGCUAUGAAUGGCCGUCAAAUCCGCAGCAAAACAGUUCCCCUACCACUAACUCCAAGUGCCAAACUAUCCUGGCUCGGCACCACCGAUGUGGGUUCACCGUGUGCCUACGACAAUACUGGCAUACUGCGACUUUACGAUAUCUCCAGUGGAGUGUGGAUGCCCAUAUGCGAUACUAACAAUCAUUCUAGGGGAGCUUCCGACUCGUGGUUCGUCGUUUCGAUUAGUGAGCCAACUCAAACGGUCCGCGCUAUCCUGUGCAGAGGCACUUCGUUCCCUCCUACGAUACCCAAACCCAUUGUUACGGAGUUAGCCAUUCAGAUACCGCUAUGUGAGCUGGACACUGAGAAAGGGCAGUGUGAGGAGCAACUCGUGAGAUGGGCGCACACCAGUGCUGACGUCAACAUAAAGACGGCUAGGGAAUCCGCACUUAAGUUGUUUGCGCUCGCAUGCCGAAGUGAAAUAGAACAACGAGCCUUAGAACUAAUGGAACUAUUAAAAGACGAUCGCCUAGUACCAUUCGCUGCCAAAUACGCCUCCCGCCUCGGCCGAGUCCAUCUAGCGGACAAACUAGCUAACUUGGCAGAGACCUGGGGAGAUUCGGAUAAAAUGAACGUCGCUCAGAAACAUUUCAAUGAGUUGGAUACACAGGAGACGUAUGACGUCACGAAUUCGGAUCAGGACUUGAACGCGAGUCUGAUUAUACCGCAGAAGGCGAAGGAGAGGAAAGGGGAAAUGGUUGCACCUAUCAAACCUGUCCCAAUCAAAUCAUCGCCGGCCGGAGUCAGGAAUCCGUUCAGAAAGCAACAGAAGACCAAGACCGUGCAGAGUCCACUCAGUCUGACAGAGAGAACGUUGGUGGAGGUGCACACGGAACCAUCGGAGAAUACUGACCCAGUAACAAUCCAAGAAGGCGAAACGUUCGUGGAUUGGUUCUCAAGAAACAAAUCCAACUUAGAAUCGCAAAACCCCGAGUUGACACCGUCAGAGCUUAGUCGCCUCGGCAUUAGAACCUUCAAGGCCCUUCAAGGCAAAAACAGUGCCGUCAAUGGGACCCCAGAGAGCACGCAAAAGAGAAAACUCGACGAUGAAAUUAAUGGUGCAGAUACUCCAAUAACUAGCGCGCCCAAACAGUCUAAACUUAGCGCCUUUGCCUUUCAGAAAAAAGCGUGAAACUUUGUGAACGAUGAAUUCUUAAAAGCGUUUAAUCGGUUGGCUAAAGGUUGGUUUACACGAUACGAUAUCUCGCAUGCUAGUUUUAUUUCGAUUGCAUCAUUUGAUAAGUCAUUUUUUCUAAAAUCGCAUGAGAGUUCGCGCCCCGUCUAAAUGAGCCUUAAGACUGGCAAGGAAUAACAGUUAACUUUAGCGUAGACCAUAAGGCAUAGUUUUAACUUUUGACUGUUACGUAUUUAUGGUUUGACACCUUUUCAUAAGACUACUGAUAAUUGUACAUAUUGACUGUAAGAAUAAAAUAAAACUGUUUAAGAUUAAAUAAAA
Messenger RNA from Leguminivora glycinivorella, 3229 nucleotides. RefSeq names its product WD repeat and HMG-box DNA-binding protein 1 (gene Ctf4). Gene Ontology annotation, cellular component: nuclear replication fork. NCBI's taxonomy places the organism in Eukaryota, Metazoa, Arthropoda, Insecta, Lepidoptera, Tortricidae. Gene Ontology annotation, molecular function: protein binding; chromatin binding. The record is from RefSeq and is a predicted model, not a curated record. Gene Ontology annotation, biological process: DNA-templated DNA replication; mitotic cell cycle; DNA repair.